ACCUUUCUCAUUGAUUUCUGGCAUUGUAGUUCUUCUGCUUUCUCAAGUCACAUAUUACUUUCCCACCACGAUGGCUUACCACCACCACCAUGACCGCCAUCACCACCUCAAUAAAGAUGAAGAAAAACCUGUUGAUCAUAAGAAGGAAGAGAAGCACCACAAGCAUCGCGAGCACCUAGGUCGGCUUGGUGCUGUUGCUGCUGGAGCUUAUGCCUUGCAUGAAAAGCAUAAGGCAAAGAAAGAUCCAGAGCAUGCCCACAAGCACAAGAUAAAGGAGGAGAUUGCAGCAGCAGUUGCAGUAGGAGCCGGUGGGUACGCGUUCCAUGAGCAUCAUAAGAAGAAAGAAGCAAAGAAAGAAAAGAAGGCUCAGGGAAAGAAGCACCACCAUCUCUUUUAAGAGUCUAUAAAAUAUUUAUAUAUGUUUUGUUUUAUUCAGAAUAUUUGAGACGUACAUGUUAAUCGUCAAUAAGCGACUACCCCAAAUAAUAUUAUUAGGAAUGAAUAAUGAGUUUAUGAAACUCUUCUAGAUGGGGUAUAUUCUUUUCAAAGUAGAUUUUAUCUAGUACUCUUGUAAUCUGAGAACUUUUCCUUAUUUAUUUAUUUUUAUAUAAUUGAAAGAUCUUUCUAUAUUUGAA
Messenger RNA from Quercus robur (English oak), 635 nucleotides. Its product is annotated as abscisic stress-ripening protein 3-like. Lineage: Eukaryota; Viridiplantae; Streptophyta; Magnoliopsida; Fagales; Fagaceae. The record is from RefSeq and is a predicted model, not a curated record. The coding region runs from base 71 to 397 and encodes 108 amino acids. The transcript is spliced from 2 exons.